Messenger RNA from Tarenaya hassleriana, 588 nucleotides. RefSeq names its product sugar transport protein 11-like. The transcript is spliced from 2 exons. The record is from RefSeq and is a predicted model, not a curated record. NCBI's taxonomy places the organism in Eukaryota, Viridiplantae, Streptophyta, Magnoliopsida, Brassicales, Cleomaceae. Gene Ontology annotation, molecular function: carbohydrate transmembrane transporter activity. The annotation marks the transcript as partial. Gene Ontology annotation, biological process: transmembrane transport. Gene Ontology annotation, cellular component: membrane.
CUCUUCACGUCUUCCCUUUACUUGGCCGCCCUUUUCGCAUCCUUCUUGGCUUCCACCAUCACUAGGGUUUUUGGCCGCAAACACUCCAUGUUUAUCGGAGGCCUUGCUUUCCUUGCCGGUUCUCUGCUCAACGGUUUCGCAGUAAAUGUUGCAAUGCUAAUCAUCGGUCGACUCAUGCUCGGUGUCGGCGUUGGAUUCGCUAACCAGUCUGUUCCUGUCUACUUGUCUGAAAUGGCACCGGCUCAGAUCAGAGGAGCGUUGAACAUCGGCUUUCAGAUGGCAAUCACCAUCGGUAUCUUUGUGGCGAAUCUUGUGAACGUCGGAACCCCCAAGCUGAAGCACGCUGCCGGGUGGAGAGUGUCUCUCGGAUUGGCCGGUGUUCCCGCUGUCAUGAUGCUCAUCGGAUCCAUUUUCUUGCCCGACACUCCAAACUCCAUCCUCGAACGUGGCAACCACGAAGAGGCCAAGGCAAUGUUGCGAAAGAUCAGAGGCGUCGAGAACAUCGAACGCGAAUACAACGACCUCUACGCUGCCAGCCAGGCCGCCAAGAAAAUCGAGCACCCAUGGAGGAACAUCAUGAAACCUCAA